Sugiyamaella lignohabitans is the source of this 1713-nucleotide messenger RNA. RefSeq names its product Com2p (gene COM2). The transcript has a single exon. Bases 1 to 1713 code for a protein of 570 amino acids. Gene Ontology annotation, molecular function: RNA polymerase II cis-regulatory region sequence-specific DNA binding; DNA-binding transcription factor activity, RNA polymerase II-specific. The record is from RefSeq and is a predicted model, not a curated record. Lineage: Eukaryota; Fungi; Ascomycota; Dipodascomycetes; Dipodascales; Trichomonascaceae. Gene Ontology annotation, biological process: regulation of transcription by RNA polymerase II.
AUGUCUGCUUAUUCGCCAAUGCUUACUGUUUCAUCUUUGGGCCGUCAUAGUCUAUUACUACAAGAGGAUGAGUUUUCACUUGAGGCUACUGUAGCUGACCAUACUCUGGGUCUUGACUCUUGGCAAGCCACUGGACAUCCAUUAGUUACUUCUCAUCAUAGUCUGGCACCAGUUGUGGUCCCCCCCAAUUAUUCAUCUACUACGCCCCCACUUCUCCAAGUAUCUGGUGAUGACGAUAGUUUAUCGUCAUACUCUACUUCACCAGUUACCCCAUCAUACUCAUAUGGCCCCAACAUUGCUGGACUGCCGCAUGACAGUAGUUCGACCCUGGUCAACUACUACUACUCUCCUCCACAGGGCCCAAUUGGACUAGGAAUCGAUUUUUCCGAGUCUCCCAUUCACUAUCAAGAGUCAUUGGCCGACUUCUGCCUGGGUGGCGAGAAGCCCAAAUUCAGCAACGACCAAUUCUUCUCUUUAACAGACUCUCCUAUCAGCAUUAUAUCUACCAGUCCAAUGGACACUAGUUUUUGCGAUCCCAAGAGUUUGGAACUGGCUGCUGAUCAGAUGUCGGCAGAGUCUCAACCUGUUCUGGAAACCAAGGUUCCUGCCGCUGCCACGGUUUCCACUGGUGCUGCUACUGCUCCCUCUGGUGCUACUACUACUACUGCUGGUACUGUUGUUACUGCUGGCGAGAGUUCCAUCAUGGCUACUAGUACCACCUCACUCACUAGCAUCGACUUCGAGCCUAAAGCCAAGGCUACUCGAAGAAGAUCUUCUGCUAAGAAGGAUAGAAAGAAGUCCGAGGCUGGCCCUAAAGACAGAAAGAAGUCCGAGACUCCUGCUUCUGAGUCCACUACCCCUAGACCAAGAGUUCGCAAGAGAAAGUCAGAACUGUCACUUGAUCUGUCAGAAAUCGAUAAUACCACCACCUCCACACCCAUUGCUACUGCCAGCAAAGACUCUGCCAAGAUCCCAGUAAGAGUUGCUGCUCCACCACGAAAGCGCAGAAAGUCCUCGCAACCCGCAUCUUCUACUUCUCACGUUGGUUCCAGUGGUGCUACUAUUGUUACCUUCUCAGCAGUCUCUCCCGUAAGCCCACACCUCACUGCUGAGACUCUAGCCAGUCUUCCAGUUGAUAUCGCAUCUCCUGGAGCCGAGUCGGAUGCCACUAUUGAAGAAGAAGACAUUCCUUCGCCAAUCAACCCCGAUGACUUUGAAUAUGAAGCAUCGCUAACAAAAGACGACAAGUCUCUUAGAUCCGACCGCUGUUGUUCCAAAGCCGGUUCCGACCAUACACACGCCUCGUCAUCAAAAUCCGACUCUAAAUCACAAUCAGGGUCCACUUCUCUGCCAGUGACAGUCUACCGACGGGGUCGCAAGCCUUCAAACAACGACGAUUCGUCGAAACCAUUCCUGUGUGAAGAUUGCAACCGUACAUUCAGAAGACAGGAGCACCUGAAACGUCAUUACCGGUCACUUCACACUGGCGAGAAGCCAUUUGAGUGUGAAGACUGCGGCAAAAAGUUCUCCAGAUCCGACAAUCUGGCACAACACAUGCGGAUUCACGCCAGACACACUGGAUCCACUACCUCCACCACGUCCACUUUAGACGACGACUCGUCUGCCACAGCCAGUGGAGACGACGAAAACGACACUGAUAGCGACAGCGAGCGAGCUGUCAAGACCACCAGCUCUCGCAAAGACCACAAAUAG